Aspergillus oryzae RIB40 is the source of this 1221-nucleotide messenger RNA. RefSeq names its product TauD/TfdA family dioxygenase. The record is from RefSeq and is a predicted model, not a curated record. NCBI's taxonomy places the organism in Eukaryota, Fungi, Ascomycota, Eurotiomycetes, Eurotiales, Aspergillaceae. Bases 1 to 1221 code for a protein of 406 amino acids. The transcript is spliced from 4 exons. Gene Ontology annotation, molecular function: oxidoreductase activity.
AUGGCUUCAGGAAUUCAACAGGUCUCUUAUCAUUUAAAUCGCAAUGAUUAUCACUCUCGCAUAUUCAAUCACGCACAACGACGAUCUAUAGGCACGAGCCUUCCUCCUGGAUUUCCCAAGAGGCUGGAAUCCAAGAUGGCUUGGGAAGCAAAGGAUAUUUCCCUGGACCACGCUCUCGGUGGUGGGACUCCAUACUUGUUGAUUCUGCAGGGCCCGCAGUUGGCCGAGAUUGAUGCAGCGCUGAAACACUUUCAAUGUUUGGCUCAGCCAAUGGAAGCUCUUAAUCCGUCAACCUUUCCUCUGCCGGGUUUGUCUUUGAUUCUCCGGUCUGUAUCGAGCAAUCUACAUUCGGGCUAUGGCUUUACUCUCAUUCGUGGAGUCCCAGUGGAACGCUAUACCCGCGAAGAGAACAUGAUCAUUUAUGUCGGAAUCUCAUCCCACAUCGGCGCCAUGCGAGGCCGCCAAGACCAUCAAUUUAAGGGCCAACCAGCGGAUGUCAUGCUGGCCCAUAUCACCGACAUGCGACGUCCAGACGGUGAGCAAAAUUACGCCCUGGCAGCGUAUACCGACAGCGAAGUGGUAUUCCACACCGAUGUAGGGGAUAUAGUGUCCCUCUUUGUGCUUAGCGAGCCAGCAAAUGGCGGUGAAAGUCUGCUUGCGAGUGGAUGGACAGUGUACAAUGCACUGGCUGAGAACCGCCCGGAUCUAGUCCGCGUUUUGGCAGAAGACUGGCCGAUCCCAAGUGCACAGGAACCUGGUCUCAUUAAGUAUAGACCGCUACUAUUUUAUCAGCCUGCCAGCGGUUCAACUCCCGAACGUGUGAUUUUGCAAUUCUCGCGGCGCUCAUUCUCUGGGUUUGGAGCCCACUCCCAGCUGAACAGGCUCUCUCCUGCCCAGGUGGAGGCGCUGGAUGCUCUCCACUUUUUGGCAGAGAAGUUCCAUGUGGCAAUGGACCUGAAAAGGGGCGAUAUGCAAUUCAUCAAUAACCUUAGUAUGAUCCAUGCUCGAAAUAGCUAUGUAGAUGGUCCAGGAAGUCGACGCCACCUGCUGCGCCUAUGGCUUCGUGAUUCCGAAAACGGGUGGGCCACGCCUGAUGCGCUGCGCAGUCGUGCAGAUCGGCUUUAUGACGAAAAAUUCCGACGCGGACCGCAGAUUUUUCCCGUGGAUGCGAUCCCUAGAUCGGUGGGGAAGGUCAGGGUUGGAACCACCCAAAACUCGUAA